GUCUGUCAGUUGGCAGCAAUGUUAUUUUGACGCAAUAUGUACUUUUGAUCCAUUAUGAAUUUGUUCUAAGCCCAAUUAAUCGCAAUAAAACUAUAUUUACACUAAUUAAAUUUGCGCAGCAAACUUAAAAGUGUGUUCUACGUCGUGUGUCCAUCAUUUUGGGAUCAAAAACACGCAGUUUGCGUGUUGGAACUGAGCAAAAAUGACGAUUGAAGGUAACAAGGACGAGGCUGACAAGUGCAUAGAGAUCGCUCAAAGUGCUUUUUCUAGUGGAAAUGUUGAGAAAGCUGAGAAGUUUUUGCUGAAGGCCGAGCGUUUGUACCCUACGCCUCGCGCUAAAGAGCUUUUGACGAGGGUGAGAGCUGCCGCGGCUUCUGGAAAUGUACCAAAGAGGACACCACCUAGCAGUCCAGGGCCCGAAGAGGUUCGGAGGAGGAAACCACCAGCUCACCAGCCUCCCCAGAGGGAAUACACCUCGGAUCAGCUCGACGCAGUGCGCAGGGUCAACACCAAGUGCAAAGACUAUUAUGAAAUCUUGGGAGUAACCAAAGAAGCAACGGACUCGGACAUCAAGAAGGCGUACAAGAAGUUGGCGCUGCAGCUCCAUCCGGACAAGAAUCAUGCGCCUGGAGCUGCUGAGGCCUUCAAGGCCAUAGGCAACGCAGCGGCCAUACUAACAGACGCAGAGAAGCGCAAACAGUACGACGUGCGAGGCGAGGAGCCGACGCACGCGCCGCAACAGCAGCAGUACUACGCGCGCGGCUUCGAGUCGGACUUGACGGCGGAGGAGCUAUUCAACAUGUUCUUCGGCGCUACUGGUCAAUAUUACGCCUUCCCCGGCGGCGGCCCGACCGUCUACACGCGCCGCCGCGCCCGCGAGCCGGAACCUCGUGAGGCCCACGCCGGCAUCGUCCAGCUGCUGCCAGUCUUGGUGCUGGUGCUGCUGUCGAUGAUGUCUGGGUUCUUCAUCUCCGAGCCGGUGUUCAGCCUCACGCCAAGUUCCAAGUACCCGGUGGCGAGGGAGACGGUCAACCUCAAGGUCAGUGUGGUGUAAAAAGCAAGGAGUAAC
Molecule: messenger RNA, 1069 nt
Organism: Ostrinia furnacalis (Asian corn borer)
Lineage: Eukaryota; Metazoa; Arthropoda; Insecta; Lepidoptera; Crambidae
Product: dnaJ homolog subfamily B member 14-like
Exons: 4
Coding region: 203-1054 (283 amino acids)
Biological process (GO): cellular response to misfolded protein
Cellular component (GO): endoplasmic reticulum membrane
Molecular function (GO): Hsp70 protein binding
Source: RefSeq, a predicted model, not a curated record